UUAAGGCUUAAGCUAGUGCUACAGGUAGCGGAGCAACAACAGCGGGGGCAAAUCUCUCAUUUCUCGUAUACACACGAGGCUUUAGCAAAUCUUACGUGCAUUCAGUCGAGCACCGGUACUCUAUACAGACGUGCUUUUUAUUUACAAUAUUUAUUUAUUUUUUUAUAAUUUCAGUGUCUGUUGAGAAUUUUAUACGAAUAAUUAAUUAACUUAAUAAUUCAAUAAUUUUAAUUAUUGUUGAUAAAUUGUAAUUUGUUAAAACAUUGAUGUUAAAAAGUGUAAUUGUAUAAAUUUGUGAAAAAUUGAUAUUACCAUCAACAAUUACAUGUGAGAUAUUUUAACUAAAAUAUGGAUUAACAAAAUGCUCGAUAAAUAAAAAUAAUGUUAAGUGACAUGCGAAUUAAAAACCGAUGACAAUAAUGAGGAGGAUCGGGGGUCCAAAGAAAAAACUCAUUAUAACAACAAGAACAACAACAAAAAGUACACUUUUUAUCCUUUUUAUCACAUUAACACCGAUAGCCUGUUCAACAGCCGCUGCAGCUGCCGGAAUUUUGGACCCGUGGCAAUGGACACGAAGUGAUAAAAUUGAAGUUAAUAUACCGUGGUUGCCAUUUGAAAACGAAACGAGGUGUUAUGAUGAACUCGGCUGUCUCAAUAUAACUAGGAGCUGGUACCAUUUGAUACAUCGGCCGCUCAAUGUCUUUCCUUUGCCCCGGGAAGUUAUCAAUACGAGGUUUAUACUUUAUACAAAUGAUAAUCCUACAGAGGGCCAAGUUCUUAUUGUAGGAAAAGACAAAUCAAUAAAAAGAUCAAAUUUUGAUCCAAAGCGUAAGACAAAAUUCAUUAUCCAUGGAUUUAUAGACACCACACUGAGUAACUGGGUCAAGGAAAUGAGAAAUGAAUUACUGCAACAUGGUGACUACAACGUAAUUAUCGUUGAUUGGGCCGGAGGAAGUUUACCGCUGUACACCCAAGCAACAGCCAACACUAGACUUGUUGGUUUAGAGAUUGCACAUCUCAUCAAGCAUCUCCAUACGAAAUAUGGGUUGGAGAUGGGCGAUGUCCACCUAAUAGGCCACAGUCUUGGUGCUCAUACUGCAGGAUACGCUGGGGAAAAAUUGCAAGGCGAAGUUGGCCGUAUCACGGGAUUAGAUCCUGCGGAGCCCAAUUUCCAGGGUAUGCCCAGCCACAUUCGAUUAGAUUGGACGGACGCCCAGCUUGUUGAUGUUAUUCAUACCGAUGGGAAAAGUAUCUUCUUUCUAGGAUAUGGAAUGAGUCAGCCGUGCGGGCACUUGGAUUUCUACCCAAACAAUGGAAAGGAGCAGCCAGGAUGUACAGAUUUAAGUGAGACAACACCUUCACUGCCGCUCACACUAAUCAGAGAAGGUCUUGAGGAAGCGUCUCGCGUCCUUGUUGCCUGCAAUCACAUCCGAGCAAUAAAACUUUUUAUCGAAAGUAUAAACUCAAAGUGUCAGUAUGUAGCGCACGAAUGCAAUAACUACGCGAAUUUUCUCCGCGGUGAAUGUUUCUCUUGUAAAAGUAAUAACAGUCUCAGUUGUGGCAUUAUGGGCUAUCAUGCUGACCAGAGUCCUGCUUUGGUCAAAAGGUUAGCAAUGGGCCAAUCUGCCAGUACUUCUUUACUUGGUUCUAAAUUUUAUGUUUCUACUGGCAAAGAAGAUCCUUACUGUCGAAGACAUUAUAGAAUAACAAUGAAUUUAGCAAGACCGCAAACUGCUGAAAGUUGGGUUCAAGGUUUUAUGAAAGUUACGCUACAUGCUGAAAAUGGGAUUAUACGUAACAUGGAUCUUACUCCGAACGGGUAUAUGAGGCUAGAGCAUGGUACCACAAGAAAGAUAGUAGUGGCACACCCUGGAGGUGCAGCUAAUGAUAUGGGAAAAAUUCGAAAAGUAGAGCUCGCUUGGACGUAUGACAUGGAUGUAUUGCAACCGCGAUCACUUUGUUUUUUUUGGUGCAAUGACAGAUUGUACGUUGAUAAUAUUGUCGUUGAUAUAAUGGAACUUCCAGGACGAGGGAAAAGAGAAACAGAUUUCUCGAGUAAACUCUGCUCAAUUCAAGGCCGUAAAAGUUACGCUGAAAUAACGAGUGGUUCUAGUGCUGCUUUUGUUGAUAAUUGUCAUUAAUAAAACAAGAAGAAUACAUAUAAAAAACUAUUCAACAAACAAGAGGUGCAAGUUACCUUCAAUACCAUUUAGUUGGUGUUGUCUGUCAAACUCAUUACUCAACGUUUUACAACAUAAUUUAUAUUAGUCUACAAUAUGUACAAUAUUAUGUAAAUAC
Molecule: messenger RNA, 2298 nt
Organism: Cotesia glomerata
Lineage: Eukaryota; Metazoa; Arthropoda; Insecta; Hymenoptera; Braconidae
Product: pancreatic triacylglycerol lipase-like
Exons: 10
Coding region: 411-2141 (576 amino acids)
Biological process (GO): lipid metabolic process
Molecular function (GO): triacylglycerol lipase activity
Source: RefSeq, a predicted model, not a curated record